GAAAAAAAGCUCUUGGUGAGGUGCAGCCAUUUCUUCCGUCCUCGGUCUCUGCACCUUUCGCAGAGCUUCCAGCAGCGCUAUGUUGGGCCAGAGCAUCCAGAGGUUCACAACUUCUGUGUUACAUAGUUGCCACUAUGAGGAGGACCCUGGGAAGAAUGUGCCACUUACAGUGCAAAACAAGAGGCUGUUACUAGCCAUGAUGUGUUUGUACUUUGGAUCUGGAUUUGCUGCACACUUCUUUAUAGUAAGACAUCAACUGCUUUAAAAAUAAG
This is a messenger RNA of Cebus imitator (Panamanian white-faced capuchin), 272 nucleotides long. RefSeq names its product cytochrome c oxidase subunit 7C, mitochondrial-like. NCBI's taxonomy places the organism in Eukaryota, Metazoa, Chordata, Mammalia, Primates, Cebidae. The record is from RefSeq and is a predicted model, not a curated record. The transcript has a single exon. Gene Ontology annotation, biological process: mitochondrial electron transport, cytochrome c to oxygen. The coding region runs from base 80 to 265 and encodes 61 amino acids.